Molecule: messenger RNA, 4646 nt
Organism: Lactuca sativa (garden lettuce)
Lineage: Eukaryota; Viridiplantae; Streptophyta; Magnoliopsida; Asterales; Asteraceae
Source: RefSeq, a predicted model, not a curated record
GCUCGUGUUCCGCCCCUGGUCGUCCAUUCUUUUUUAUUUCUCCACACUACGUUGCUCUUUAUUCCCUUGGCUAUCCCUCUGUUACUCACUCAGAUCACACCAUAGAACAUCCUAUCUCCUGUUAACUGAUAACCACCAUAGACCUUUACAUGACGACGAUCACCACCCCACUAAGUAUCCGUUGAUCACUAUCCCCACUAAACUACAUAUCACUUUCUUCCAUUGUUUUCAUCACCAAAUCCUAUCUUUGUUUGAUUUUGUAUUCAAGAAUCAAGUAAAAAGGAGUGGAAAUGAAAUCGGAAACAAUACUUCAUCUCACUAAUUUUCACCAUUUGAGCAAGAGUUGUUUUCGGCCUUCACCAUCUAAGCAGGUGUCGUCGUCGGCCUUCAAGCCACUCCAUCUCUUAUGCGGUGAGGUUUAUGUGAGGGCAACAAUAAUACCUUCAAUUCGGUUAGAGUUUAUUUUGAUUUUUUGGAUAUGUAGUGUGGGUUUUCUUCUAACUAAUUAAUGCUAGAUUGUGGUAUGGUUCAUGAAGUUAGUUUAUAUUGAUCGAAUUUUUAGGGUUCUUAAAUAUUGAUAUGCAUUCUAUUGAAUUCUCAAAGCGUCAUGCUUAAACAUCGGGGUUUUUGUUUGUAAGUGAUUAAGGAUUUGUAGUGUGUAGAGGGUUCGAUUGUGCUUCUUCACUAUUUGGAUUUAGGUUUCAAGAUCUUUAGGUUCAUUAGUUUGUAUACAUGGUUGUGAAAAUAGAUGGAGUUUGACUUCUUUUUUUCUUGAAACCAAUGGAGGAUAGUGACGUUGUGAAAGGAGAGGAAAAUGAUGGGUGUUGUGGGAAUGGUGGGACCCUAGUAGUUUAAUAUUAUUAAUAGAAACAAAUAAAAAAGAUAAAAUAAAUUCAAAAGGAUAUAUAAGUCUUUUUAUAUGGAUAAGAAUCAACCAUCAUAAAAAUUAAAACCACAUGGACGGAUGGACCUUCCUAAAAAAAAAAUAGAGAUCAAACUUUAUAUUUUAAGAAAAUAGUUCUUUUACUUUCCUUCGGUUAUUUUUCCACAAAAAAAAAAAAAAAAGGAUAGAAUUAGAUUUUUUGCUAGAGGUUCCAAAAAAAUGAGAUCCUAUUUUAUAGGAUUCUUCUCUAGAACAAAUAGCAAAUGCAGACUUAACAGUUGGAAAUCAGAAUAUUGCUUCAUACAUGUAAACAGGACUCAUCCAAUCCCAUUAAGAACUAUAUCAACUUAAUAUGUUGAGAGCGAUUUAAAAAAUCCUUAGAUACAUUACAGACACAAACAAAAAGAUUGUUUACAGCAUCGAACUCUUUCCACAAGGCAUUCGAUUUAUUAUAGCAGUCAGAUAAAAUGUCAGAGCCCUGUUUAAUAAAGUACAGCAAGAUUGUCAAGAUCACUGUUCAAAUCUUAGGAUCGUGAGAAACGACCCGGUUCGUUAUUUAUAGGAUCCAGUUUGAAGUGAGAUCAGCCCUGGCCCAUGGGAUGUCAUCUCUGAUCCUAUCUCCAACUUGAAUUCGGAAUAUUUACCAAUUACCCUGUGUUCUUUUGAAUUUCGUCAAACCGUUAAGUGUAAACCCUAGAAAGCUAACUCCUACCUUCAGGCUUCAGCCACCCAAAAAAAAACCAAUCGCAACCUAAAAAUCCAUCCCAUUCCCAUGAAGCUCGAAAUUGAAGCCUAAAGGUUCGGUUUUACCUGUACAUUACCGAGCUCCGAACUUGAAUCCUUGAACAGAAGUCGAGAUUGAAGCCACUCAACAAGAAUCAAGGUUCGAUUUUCAUUGCUUCAACAUGAUCAUCUUUCUUUUCUUUGAAUGUAGUAUCUGAUUGCAGAUGCUCAUCUUAAAAUUAGCUUUCAUUUGAUCAUUGCAAAUGACCAUCUUAAAACAGAAACAACUCCUUUUCUUUAGUUGAUAAUAAUCUUGAUUUCAAAUGGAGUGUGCAAAGGUAAGAUGUAGGGAUUACAUUCCAAUAUUUAGUGUCUAAUUUGGGACUUAACUUAUUCCUUACUUAUUAGAGAGGAGGUACUAAAGAUAAAGAAAAAGGAAAAGGAUUAUGCUUUGUGUGUUUAUUCCUUACGUAUUAAACUAAAUUAGGAACAAGACCUGAAACCAAAUCUAGAAUAAUGAAGACUUUGAGAAAACAAUGUCCAGAUUACAAUAUCAUAUGUAUUUUCUAUUAGCCGAUGUUUAAAGCAUUCAUAAAAUACAUCAUAAAUUAUGUCAAUCGUUGAUAUAAAGUCAUUAGUUACCAACAAUCCCAUAUUAUAAGGGACAAAUAGGGAACUUGGUUUUCUAAAUUACUUAAAGAAAAUUAAAUUUACUAAGAGAAGCCACUUUUAAAAAAUUUCCCAUGCAUAUAUGCUCUUUCUUUGCUAUAAAUAAGAUGGGGAGUUUAGCAUUGUUAUCGUAAAGAGAGAAAUAUAAUUAUCAUGGAGGCACUUGAAGUACCUGAACACGGGCAUCCAUUAAAGCUUAUUGAUUUGCAUCGAGAAUACAAAGAAGAAGAAGAAGAUGAUGAUGAUGAGGGUGGUGAUCCGAUUACAAAAAUAGAGGGGUUUGGAGGUGCCACAUGUGGGAGGUGUAGGGAAGAAAUACAUAUGUACCACAGGUACUACUACACAUGCACCAUAUGUGAUGAUUUCUCACUUCAUAAAUUUUGUGCUGAGCUCCCGUCAACAUUAGAGCACCUAUCACACCCAUCAUAUCCUCUUCGCCUGGUAUCAUUUCCAUAUUCAUAUGUAGAUUCAUUUCCUCGGAUUUGUAAUAUUUGUAAGAGAAAUCACAAGUCUACAGAACUUCGUUACAAAUGUCAUAAUAGAUGUGAUUUCUCCAUUGAUGUCAAGUGUGCCUUGGAAAUAGGAAAAAAUAUCAUCUAUCAUCCAUGCCACCCUCACUUGCUAAUUUGUGCUAUCCCUAAGCCAAUAUUAUGCGAGUGUAGUGCUUGUGGGAAGGAACAUAAAGGGGUCUUCUAUCAAUGUACCACUUGUGGUGGCUUCACCAUUCACAAUGAUUGUGCUUUCCUACCGGAAAAAUUGCUCAUCCAAGAGAGAACAGAUGGUGCUUUUCAUCAUACUCAUCCCCUCAGCAUUUCAUAUUCCUUCCCAUUGAUUGAUCAAGAUGCCAAACAUCGUCCUAGAUGCAGAGUAUGUGGUGAUGAUUUCCGUGGUACGCAAAAUCUUUGGAUCUACAAAUGCGAUAGAUGUCUAUACUAUGCCCAUCUGGAUUGCGUGAGAGUGUCGCCUCCAACUGCUGGCUUUGGGAAAACCAUUAAAAAUUAUGAAGAUGUUGACCAUCCUGGUCUUCUCCAUCUCCCGUUCCCCGAUGAAACAUACAGCCUACCAAAACACUAUUUGUUUUUCCAACAAUCAAGUAUUGAUCAUCAUCAUAAUAAGAUUAAGGUGGAUGAUCACCUAACACAUGACAGUCAUCAACACCCUUUAAUUCUAGUUGAUGGUGAGACACAAAUUGAUAUUGAUGGCCAAACCCCCUCAAACAUUAAUUUUUCAUUAUCAAUGUGUCAUAACCCAAUGAAAAAGACCCAGCUGCUAUGCAAUGGAUGUCUCAGACCAAUCACAGAUACCAUGUGGUUUUAUGUGUGUGCUCAACAGAGUUGCAACGACUUUGCUCUCCAUGAAUGGUGCACUCGACUUCCCCCAAAAAUAGAAAACCACCCAUCCCACCCACAACAUACCCUCCAUCUCUUAUAUUCAAACGACCUGCCUCGCUAUUUCGGUGUGUUCUAUUGUGAUGUUUGUCGUCUGCCUUGUAAUGGAUUUUCUUAUCGUUGUGUCGAAUGUGUAUAUUGUGUUGAUGUUACUUGUGGGUUUAUACCUAGAGAAAUCACACAUGAAGCUCAUCCCAAUCACAUCCUUUCAUUAGCUCAAAAUAAAAAUACAAGUGCUCUUUGUCUAAUGUGUCUCCAACGUCUUUCUCUAGGACGAUUUUCAUUCUAUUGCAACACAUGUUCUUUAUGUAUACAUCUCGAAUGUGCUUUGUUAUUACCCGAGACAAUCAGGCACAAGUAUGACAAGAAGCAUCCCAUGCACCUAAGUUACCUCCCAAUUGAGAAUCACAAGAGUGAAUACUUUUGUGAAAUUUGUGAGAAGGAUUUGAAUCCUCAUGCAUCUUUCUAUCAUUGUAAAGAUUGUGUUCAGUCUAUACAUACUGAGUGUGCUUCGUUAAUUCUUCAAUGCGAGACAGAGACCUAUGUCGUGCAUACCGCGUGUCCAGGAGGUACUCACUCUUAUGUUAAUAUAAAGUUUGGAGGCAUUUAUAACACCAGUCGUCAUGAACACCCUGUCUUGUUUGCUCAAGGUAUCAUUUCAGAUGGUCAAUGUAGUACGUGUGGUAUGAGAUUACAAUAUAACAUGAUCUUUAAAUGUCUCGAGUGUAAGUUUGCAGUUAAUUACGAGUGUGGGUUGCCGUUCUAUUAAAAAACAACAGAGUGUGGGUUGUCUGCAUUUGAUUACGUUGUUGAGAGCCUAUCACCAAAAUAUUAUUGUCAAGUUUAUGGUUUCUCCCAUAUAUAUGCUUGAAACCACAAUGAUAUUUGUAAUUGUCACUACUUUCUUGUAUUUUCUCCUCGUUUAUGUCAUAACAUGAUACAAUACAAAUAAUUAAUUUGAUGCAUAUGUGCUUUAGUCUUGC